Molecule: messenger RNA, 1072 nt
Organism: Leucoraja erinaceus (little skate)
Lineage: Eukaryota; Metazoa; Chordata; Chondrichthyes; Rajiformes; Rajidae
Gene: mrpl32
Product: mitochondrial ribosomal protein L32
Exons: 3
Coding region: 53-604 (183 amino acids)
Biological process (GO): translation
Cellular component (GO): mitochondrial large ribosomal subunit
Molecular function (GO): structural constituent of ribosome
Source: RefSeq, a predicted model, not a curated record
GUUCCCUGUGGGGGCAGCAUCUGGCGCAUGCGCGGUGUCCCGACUCCCUGCAAUGGCGGCGAUGAUGCUGGUGAUGCUGCGGCUGCGGCGGUUGUCGCGCUCCUGGGCCGCUGUGGAGACCGCGGUGUUGCAGGCCCUCGGCCUUCAGCGACCCAUAGCUCCUGCAUUGGCAUUACAAGCUCCAGCAUGCUUCCCCCAAUGUGACCCUGAGUCCUGUGAGAAUGACCAGUCUGACAGCCCUAGCUUCUUAGACAACAUCUUCCUGAUGGCAGCACCCAAGAAACGCCGCACCAUAGAGGUUAACCGCUCCAGGAGAAGGAAUGUCAGAAAACUAGAAAAAGUUAAGAACAACAUAGAAGUUUGCCAAAUAUGUGGCCACUUGAAAUUGAAGCACAUGCUGUGUGCCCACUGCUACCAGAAGGUUGUGCAUGAAACUGCCGUUGUACGUGCACAGAUUCAGGAGCAGGAAGGAAGGCCACUUAAUGCCCCUGCAGUGGAGACGGUCGUGCUUUAUCAGGGGGAGAAAGCAACAGAGGCCGACAAAGGGAAGAGGAUCAUUGAGAGGAACCGAAAGCGGCCAUCGUGGUUUACAGUAGGUUCCUGAUGUGGACAGUGCACAUGUAAUGAGUGCUGAGACAUUGUGGUUAAAAAUAAAAUACAGGCCGUCAAAAUGUGCCCCUGAAACUAGAAACACAAAAUGAUUGCUUGUUGACGCUGCAAGGUUUGUUUCAAGAACUUGGAGUGACCUAAAGAUUUUUAAACGCACAAAGUGCUUGAGUAACUCCGUUGAUCGGGCGACAACUCUGGAAAACAUGGUUAGGCAAUGUCUCUGGUAAGCACUCUUCAUCAGACUGACUCUGAAGAAGGGUCCCAACCUGAAACGUCCUCCAUGUUCUCCAGAGAGUCUGAAGAAGGGCCCUGACCAAAAACGUCAUGUCCAUGUUCUCCAUAGAUGCUGUCCCACCUUCAGAGUUAUGCUUGAACAUUGUGUCUUUUUUUGUAAACCAGCAUCUGAAGUACCUCCUGUCUACUGAUCUAAAAAUAUUUGUAAUAAAUUCUCUUCUAUGCAAAA